This is a messenger RNA of Polypterus senegalus (gray bichir), 1898 nucleotides long. It is a transcript of the gene cct3, whose product is annotated as chaperonin containing TCP1, subunit 3 (gamma). The transcript has 14 exons. NCBI's taxonomy places the organism in Eukaryota, Metazoa, Chordata, Cladistia, Polypteriformes, Polypteridae. The record is from RefSeq and is a predicted model, not a curated record. Gene Ontology annotation, biological process: protein folding. Gene Ontology annotation, cellular component: chaperonin-containing T-complex. The coding region runs from base 72 to 1694 and encodes 540 amino acids. Gene Ontology annotation, molecular function: ATP binding; ATP-dependent protein folding chaperone; ATP hydrolysis activity.
AGUCCCGCCCCCUCCUGACAGACUUCCUUUUUCAGAAUGUUCUAGUGAGUUCGGUUGGAGACAACGGCAAGAUGAUGGGCCGGCCAGUCCUCGUGUUGAGCCAGAAUACCAAACGGGAGUCUGGGAGAAAAGUUCAAAUUGGUAACAUUAAUGCAGCUAAGACAAUAGCGGAUGUGAUCAGAACAUGCCUUGGACCCAGGGCUAUGAUGAAGAUGCUGCUAGACCCCAUGGGUGGUGUUGUUAUGACCAACGAUGGGAAUGCUAUCCUUCGAGAGAUUCAGGUACAGCACCCAGCCGCUAAGUCAAUGAUUGAGAUCAGCCGUACUCAAGAUGAGGAAGUUGGUGAUGGGACCACGUCAGUCAUCAUUCUUGCUGGAGAGAUGCUAGCUGUGGCAGAGCAUUUCUUGGAACAGCAGAUGCACCCAACUGUCAUUAUCGGUGCUUACCGUCAGGCUCUAGAGGAUAUGGUCACUUUCCUUAAAGAUAUCAGCACUCCAGUAGAUGUAAACAGCAGAGAUCUGAUGCUCAAGAUUAUUAACUCGGCUAUCAACACAAAAGUUAUUAACCGCUGGGCUGACUUGGCAUGCAAUAUGGCACUUGAUGCUGUCAAGACUGUAGAGCUGGAGGAGAAUGGGCGUAAAGAGAUUGAUAUUAAACAGUAUGCCAAAGUAGAAAAGAUCCCAGGAGGAUUUAUUGAGGAUUCGUGUGUUUUGCGUGGUGUGAUGGUGAACAAGGAUGUGACUCAUCCACGUAUGCGAAGAAUGAUCAAAAAUCCACGUAUUGUUCUUCUUGACUGUUCCCUGGAAUACAAAAAAGGAGAAAGUCAGACUGAAAUUGAGAUUACAAGGGAAGAGGACUUUGCUCGUAUCUUGCAAAUGGAAGAAGAAUACAUUCAGCAGAUCUGCGAGGAUAUUAUACGUUUGAAACCUGACCUUAUUUUUACAGAAAAGGGAAUUUCUGAUUUGGCUCAACAUUACCUCAUGAAAGCAAAUAUCACAGCAAUUCGUCGUGUUAGAAAAACAGACAACAAUAGAAUUGCCAGGGCAUGCGGUGCUCGCAUUGCAAGUAGAACAGAUGAGCUUCGUGAGGAAGAUGUUGGUACGGGUGCUGGCCAAUUUGAGAUCAAGAAGAUUGGCGAUGAAUACUUCACUUUUAUUACAGAGUGCAAAGAUCCUAAAGCAUGUACCAUCAUUCUUCGAGGGGCCAGUAAAGAGAUACUUGCUGAGGUAGAGCGUAAUCUGCAUGAUGCCAUGCAGGUUUGUCGUAAUGUUCUCCUAGAUCCAUAUUUGGUACCUGGUGGAGGUGCUGUAGAGAUGGCUAUAUCUCAUUUACUGACGGAGCGAUCAAAGUCUAUGACAGGUGUGGAGCAGUGGCCCUAUCGAGCAGUGGCACAAGCACUGGAGGUCAUUCCAAGAACACUUAUCCAGAACUGCGGAGCAAGUACUAUCAGAGUUCUGACCUCACUGCGGGCAAAGCACACUCAAGAAGGAAGCACUUCCUGGGGUGUGAAUGGUGAGACUGGAGCCUUAGUUGACAUGAAGGAUAUGGGCAUCUGGGAGCCUUUAGUUGUAAAGGCACAAACCUACAAAACUGCAAUGGAGACUGCCAUAUUGCUUCUGCGAAUUGAUGAUAUUGUUUCUGGACACAAAAAGAAGGGGGAUGAGUCUAACAAGGCACCAGAAGCUGAUAAUUAAUGUUUGUACCAUUGGAAUUGGUUGGCUGUCGGGCUUGCAAGGCACUAUAUUUAUUUGUGAUAUCAAAAGGGGCCACUGGUCUGGGUUAACAGCCUUUUUGUUUGAAUGAAAUGCAGUUCAGCCAAAUGCACUGACAUAAUCUUUUACAUCAAUUGUUACAACUAUGUGUUGCAAACAAUAAUAAAAUAAACUUGGAAAACUUUG